UUCAUAUAGGCUACACAACAGAAGCGUCCCAUCCAAAUAGGCAAAUGGGGCUUUUUGACAAGCUUGCAGGGUGGCUGGGCCUGAAGAAGAAGGAUGUGAACGUGCUAUGUUUAGGUCUGGACAACAGUGGAAAAACUACCAUCAUCAACCAGCUAAAGCCAUCCAGUGCUCAGGCUCAAGACAUUGUCCCAACUAUAGGUUUCAGCAUAGAAAAGUUUAAGACCUCAAGUCUUUCUUUCACAGUGUUUGACAUGUCAGGGCAGGGCAGAUACAGAAAUCUGUGGGAGCACUAUUACAAGGAGGGUCAGGCCAUCAUAUUUGUGAUUGACAGUGGCGAUAAACUAAGAAUGGUGGUGGCAAAAGAAGAAUUGGAUACCCUUUUGAGUCACCCUGAUAUUAAGCACAGAAGGAUACCUAUACUCUUUUUCGCCAACAAGAUGGACCUCAGGGAUGCACUGUCAGCAGUAAAGGUCUCCCAGCUCUUGUGUCUGGAAAACAUUAAGGACAAACCAUGGCAUAUCUGUGCAAGUGAUGCAGUGAAAGGCGAAGGUCUUCAGGAGGGUGUAGACUGGCUGCAAGAACAAAUUGCACAAUCAAAUCAGAGCGAUGAAAACGUAAAACCCUCCUGAGAUAUAAAAACAGUCAAGGUCACCAGCUGCAAUGGCGGAGAUAGACAAAAAAAGAUCUUCACCUUUUGUGCUGAUGUUAAAAUCAAUUAGGUUGGUAGUGUAAUAAACCAUUUGGCUUUGAUUAUGGCCCUGUUUGCACUGUAUAUGAACAUCUGUCUCAGUUGAUCUGAUCACAAGUGGUCAGUCAAGACUUUUAUUUUUACACAUUAUUCUGACAGUUGUUUUCUUUUAAAUCCACACACAACUAGUGAAGUUUAACCUAUUAGCCCAAUAAUUCAUUGACAGAUUCCCUGUUGUCCAGGAAGCAUAAGAACACAUUCGAAUUUAAACAAAAAAUUCAAUUUGGCCAUAUACAUUUCUGACUACUGAGUAAGAUCAAAAACAUUUCACCACUUUUGAUAACCUGAGCUAUUAUGCUAAUACCAGGUGUAAAUAUGUCUGUGACGAUGCAUCUAGUAUUUGAUCAUUGCAUCUUCUGUCUUGAUGAAUACAUACACUACACUUCUUGGCUGCCAAUGCUGUAAAGUAAUUCUGUUGAGAAACUCACUGUAACAGGUUUCUCAGACAGCAGAGCACAAUGGCUAAUACUUUAUAGCUUAGCUAUGUUGUUGAUUGGAUAGAAAACAUUCCCAAGCAGUGUUUAUUCCGUUGCUUUGAAAUGUAAAAUUGGUCAAAGCUCGUUACUGUAGUGAUGUACAGUAGUGCUGUUUAUUCAAUAUUUUGCUAUGAUUUACUUUUCCAUGCAUUAUAUGCAUGUUGCCUCUGAACAGUAUGAAAAUGAAAAAUUAUGACACCUCAAACCGUCACAAAGGAAAUGUUUCUCUUUGUUCUGGAAUUAUUUAUUUUCCAUAAACUUUUUGUUUUAAAAACAUAUGUAAAGGAAUUGUUGCUGCAUUUUUGUCUUGUGUUUUGACAAAGUACAUUUUCACAUAUUAACUUUUUUUCUAAACAAAACGUUU
Messenger RNA from Sinocyclocheilus rhinocerous, 1588 nucleotides. It is a transcript of the gene arl6, whose product is annotated as ARF like GTPase 6. The transcript has 9 exons. NCBI's taxonomy places the organism in Eukaryota, Metazoa, Chordata, Actinopteri, Cypriniformes, Cyprinidae. Gene Ontology annotation, molecular function: GTPase activity; GTP binding. The record is from RefSeq and is a predicted model, not a curated record. Bases 45 to 629 code for a protein of 194 amino acids.